AUGAUUUUUCUUCUGCUUGGACUGUCGAUAUUAACAGUAACUGUAAGAGCUCCUCAUUACAAAGGUGGCUUAAUUAAUUGGAAACCUGUUGAUCCAUAUACCAAUGCCAGUACUGUUGAAAUUAUUAUUUAUGAAUCCCAUUCAUGGACAUUAAGUCGUUUUCCAUGCGAUCAGACAAAAAUAGCCACCUUAGGUCCUUACGCAGAUACAAGCGGUGGUAGUUCAGGCGCAUCUAUUGAUUGUCAGACAUCUGUAACCAACUGCGCAGGAACAGGCUUUUCAGACUUUGAUGAUUAUAAUUACUGUACUGAUUUUUGCAAUAUCGUACAAAUCAGUAGUGGAGCUUUGAUUAAGAAGAUGACUUUGAAUCGUAAUACGAAUAUCGUAGUCGGAUUUACAGGAAACAGUUGGGCUGCUGAAAUCUUAAAGCCAUCUUCUAGUGCAUCCGCGAUUUAUUGGGCCGUAAUAACUCGUAUUGAUCUCACACAAAAGUAUCCUAUUAACUCAUCACCAGUGACUGGAUCUCUGCCUCUCAUUCGUGUCAUCGAAGGGCAAACAGCCAUUAUUCAGAUUCCAAGAGCCGAUUGGGAUCGAACUGAUGAUAUUCGCUGUCGUUGGGCAAGUAGUACCGGUGCUGCUGGAGAUGAAUGUGGUGACAUAUGUAAUAAUUUAUCAGGUGCAAAUCUAUCAGCUAGUGAAUGCACGAUAACUUGGGAUGCUGUGCGACGACCAUAUGAUAUCAGCAGCAGUAGAACUACAAGUACUUACGUGGUAGCAAUCAUGGUGGAAGAUUUCGUAAAUACUGCAAGUACAAUACCUAUGAGCUCGGUUCCAUUACAAAUCCUUAUUUUUACAUAUCAACCUGCAUCUGGAGCUUGUAGUACCAAACCUGAAAUUAUUGGUGAUCGUCCUAAUCGAGCUUGUAUCGGUGUCCUCCCUGGCGUACAACAUAGUGAACGUAUUGUUGCUUCUGUUGACUGUGCUGGUGAUUACAUCAAUGAAUUUGUUACUAUUUCACCAUUAUAUAUGACAAAAACGACUAUAGCCCGUGUUAGUGGUACUAGUAAUCAAUGGUAUAUUACAUUGACAUGGACACCAACUACUGAUCAGAUAGGACCUCAAGUUUUUUGCGCUGCUCCCAUUGAUCAAAAGAAUUUGACUGGCUCUCAACACUGUAUUAAUUUUGUUGUUGGUUAUCUUGCACCAAAUCUCGUCACUCCGAUUCUAGUUCAAGGAUCAGCAUCACCAUUGGGAACAAUUUUUGCCAAUCAAUCCUUAUUUAGCAUUCAAGCUACAGGUAAUGUCUACCGUCCUAGUCGAAAUGGUACGUACAUUCAAAUCUUCAACAAAGCAAAUCCAUCGACUCCUGAGUGGCAAGCCGAUUGUGGUUAUUCACCGGAUUGUAUUUAUACUGGAAACACGGUCUUGUUCUAUGUCCAAAAUGCUAAUUGGACUCCCGGUGCAUACUACUAUAUUUUAUUCUCUAGUGGAGCUGCAUCGGGUAAUAUAUUUUGUUCUCCUGAAUCGGAUCCUAUUAUAGAUCCAGACUACUGGAAUUUCAACAUUUGGGAUCCAGGUGUUUCAAGUACAUUGACAACAACAACUACUCCUCCAACGACGGGCACUGUUACCACACGACCGAUAUCAACUACUAUCCCGAAUCCGAAUUUGACCACGACUGGUAUUGUUAUCACAAGUGGAACAACUGUCCAGACAACGACAGUAACAACCACUACAACAACCACGGAAACAACGACAACUAGUGUGACGCCAACGACAACGCCUACAACAACACCUGAAAUGGAAGUCUUGUCAGCCAAAGAUUUCGAAGAGUAUUGUAAACAACCUGUUGCAAUGACAAAUGUUGUAUGCAUGCUUGUGAUGGGUGUAGUACAAUUUAUAGGGAUGUUUGCUUUUUUCACCAAACUCGAUAAAAUAUUUAAUCCAAAUCGUGUAGCUGCAAAAGUUCGGCAUAAACAAUUUGUAAGUCGAUUGGGCCGUCAUCCUCAAUGA
This is a messenger RNA of Rotaria sordida, 2013 nucleotides long. The record is from the annotation of a GenBank genome assembly. NCBI's taxonomy places the organism in Eukaryota, Metazoa, Rotifera, Eurotatoria, Philodinida, Philodinidae.